AUGAAGACAGCGAUGAUUCCUACACGAACUCGCGCGAAACGCGCUUAUCCCGUUAUAACCACACCGGUCGUUGCCGCCAAGCCGGCCCUGUCGGAGACCACCGUGCUGCUCUCCUACCUUCGCGACAUGAUGCGGCCGUGUGGGCUGUUGGAGAUUCACGAGAAGAUGGGCCUGCAAAUGGACAAGCAGCAUUUGGUGCAGCUGCUGGACGGGCUCGUAGCCCAAGGACACCUUCGGUGCAAGAAGUGCCCCUCCAUCCAAAUCUAUGUCUACAACUUCUCCAACCAGCAGAAACCGUCUGCGGUUCCCACUACCAAGGUGAGGAAACCGAACAAGGCCGCGCUCGAGAAGGAGGCGGCGCAACUGCGGGCGGCCACAGAGGAAAUCACGACAAAGAUUCAGGAGACGCAACAGCGGUGCAAAGAAUUGGCGGCUUUGCAAGAACGGCAAAAGGCAGCACUGGACGACUGGCACGUGCUACUCAAGGCCGACGGAGACCCCAGGGCGAUGGCGCGUGCGUGCGGCGGCGAAGUAGAGCAUCUUAUGGACGCGCAGACGAAGCAGCGGGCCGAGUUGGGGCGUCUGCAGCGGCUCUACACCCACAUGGUCACAGCAGUGUCUGAUAUUGAGGGCGUACACCCACGUCAACUGUGCGAACGCCUGGGUAUCGAGAUUACGAGGGUCCAGCUUAAAAACAAGUAA
Messenger RNA from Babesia ovata, 702 nucleotides. Its product is annotated as TBPIP domain-containing protein, putative. The coding region runs from base 1 to 702 and encodes 233 amino acids. The transcript is spliced from 3 exons. Lineage: Eukaryota; Apicomplexa; Aconoidasida; Piroplasmida; Babesiidae. The record is from RefSeq and is a predicted model, not a curated record.